This is a messenger RNA of Talaromyces rugulosus, 2127 nucleotides long. RefSeq lists its product as uncharacterized. The transcript has 2 exons. Gene Ontology annotation, cellular component: fungal-type vacuole membrane. NCBI's taxonomy places the organism in Eukaryota, Fungi, Ascomycota, Eurotiomycetes, Eurotiales, Trichocomaceae. The record is from RefSeq and is a predicted model, not a curated record. Bases 1 to 2127 code for a protein of 708 amino acids.
AUGUCUCUCAGUCGUGUCUCCUAUCUCGAAUCAUGGGAGCACCAACCACCGCCCUUUAUCCGACAGCACCGCGACUCUAACGACUUUGGCUCCGGAGACGAUAACGACAACGACAACGACGAUAAUGAUAAUGACAAUGACUCGGCCUAUGAUUCCCGUGCCCAUGCCCAUGAUGACACCUCCGAGGCAGCUCUUCUGUCCUCCUCUUUUCCAUCAACUUUCCCAAGACGCGCAAUCCGCCACAAACUGAACUUCAACCCGUAUGCCGGCCGCGGCUGGGCACACAGUUCUGCGGCCGCAGACGAGGAGACUCGGUCCCUGCUGCGCUCGGAUAUUGGGUCGGUAACGAAUUUGUCAGAGUUGGCUUCGGUCAGGGGUGCAGAUGAUCCCCAGGUAGUAGCAGCGGCAGCAGCAGAAGUAGCGUUUAAAGAUCCCAACUGGAAUCUGGCAGAGACGACGCCGGCGUUUGAAGUUGGCCCCAGAAAGAGAGUGGCACAGGUGGUUGUUGCUGUUUUGUACUGUCUAUUGGCGGCGGGCACGGUCUUUGGCUUUGCGGCUAUCAAGCCGGUCUUUAUCCGGGAAGGAGUAUACCGCGACCAGUGCACGCCGGACGAGCUGCAGCGCGGGUUUGGGCUGUGCUAUGGGCAGGAGACGCGGCUCAAUCUGAUGUUCACCAUCGCCGCCGUCGCCACCAACAUCUGCGCUCUGCCUGUCGGCACUGUGCUGGAUACCUACGGCCCUCGCGUGUGCGGCAUCAUGGGGAGCUUCCUGCUCGCAGUCGGUGCUGUGCUACUUGUUGUCGGCCCACAGGUUUCGUUUGAUGUGUACAUCCCCGGAUACCUGUUCCUCGCUCUCGGCGGACCGUUUGUGUUCAUCUCGUCGUUCCAGCUGUCCAAUGCCUUUCCCACGCGGUCUGGUCUGAUUCUCUCGCUGCUGACGGGUGCGUUUGAUGCCUCGAGUGCACUGUUUUUGAUAUUUCGGCUUGUGAAUGAAAAGACCGAUGGUGGGUUUACUGUGCAAAAGUUCUUUACGGCGUACCUUGUCGUGCCGGUUUUCAUCUUGCUGGCUCAGAUUUUGGUGAUGCCGGGGACUUCGUACAAGACGACUGGCGAGUUGGUGCUGCAGGCAGCAGAGAAUAUUGUGGCAGAGGUAAAUGACCCAGUGGAUGAGUCUGUCGUGGAGCCGGGCGAGGCGGAGCAACGUCGGACCCGGCGGACGCGUCGAAAGAGCAUUGUCAGCAAUAUCAAGGGUUUGCUUGACGAUGGAACCAACGAAGGGAUGGUUCACACUGGCAUAUUUGAUGGAAGCAGGCCGACAAACAAUGGCGGUGGCAGCGUGUCGUCUCCCAAAAUAGACCACCAUCCUCCUCCUCCUCCUCCUCCUCCACCAGCUAGUAACGAUAACAGGCACAAGGUUGGCGGCGUCUGGGGAGCCAUGCACGGGGCGUCUGCUUUCCAGCAAAUACGCAGCGGGUGGUUUAUUCUGAUUACUAUAUUCACAGUUCUCCAGAUGCUUCGUAUCAACUACUUUGUGGCGACGAUCCGGUCUCAAUACGACUACCUUCUCGGCUCGACCGUGCUGGCUCGCGAGCUCAACGAGGCCUUUGACCUGGCCUUGCCCAUUGGCGGUUUAAUUGCUAUACCUUUCAUUGGAACAGCGCUCGAUCGAGCUGGUACUACCGUGGUGUUGUUUGUUCUCGUGAUAGUCUCGACGGCGAUUGGGAUUCUGGGCUGUAUCCCUGGCAGUGUUGGUGCUGGCUACGCGAAUAUCGUUCUUUUCGUUCUUUACCGCCCUUUUUACUACACAGCCGUGUCCGACUACGUGGCCAAGGUGUUUGGAUUUCAGACGUUUGGAAAGGUAUACGGGCUGAUCAUCGCGCUGGCUGGAGUGUGCAACUUUGCGCAGACGGGGCUUGAUGCUCUGACGUUCAAAGUGUUUGAGCGCAACCCGACGCCGGUCAAUGUCAUACUCACGGUAGCCGUUGCUGUUGUUGGAUUUUUCUUGGUCACUUUUGUGUCAACUCAGGCCUCGGUGCUGGGACAGGCGCGUGCUGAGCUGGCGGCUGAGCAGCAGCCCCUGAUGGGACGCGUGGAGAGCGAGCGGCAGAACGGGUAUGGAGGGGUUUGA